AUGAAGCGAGUAAGAAGCAAGAAAAUAGAAAAUGACAAAAAGCUAAAUGUCUUCUGUGAAAGCGACCUGGACAUUACUCGCAUGCAGGAGUACACGGGCCCUGCGCUUACCACCGGCGUUGAAAAGGAAGAGGAGGAAGAGCACCACCUAAAGGAGAUACUCUCUAGAAGAGCAAAAAGCAUCCCAACCCCAAGGAUAGAGAGAGCUGCUGGGCACGACGUCAAGAAAAGAAAGCUCUCGAGCGAAGAAGACGCGCCGGAAGAGACCGCGGAGUAUUUAGAGGACAUUGGCGACGUUUCUCCCCCAACCGAUGUAAAAAAGCUCGAGAUAAUCACGCAGGAGAACGACGUUCCGGCGGACGUGCUGCCCUUUGUGUGCUUCCGCAAAAGAGAGGUGAAAUCGCUCAGAAAGGCCCGCAAGGCAGACACGUCGAUAGAAAAGAUAAAGAAGAUAAAGGUGGACCUGCAAAUGAUGCGCAGACUAACAGAGCUCACCCUGCAGAGGGACACCUAUCUCUCCCAGCACCUGACCACGAUACUUUCUAUCUUCAACAUCUGCCGAGAAAUGAACAAGCGGCUGGACAUUGGCGUUCUGAACAUCAGCGAGUCCAUACUAAGGGACAUUCUUUUCACAAAGCUAAUCAGCAAGAACGACCUAUUCUAUAAAAAGAUUCCCUCGUUCACGAAUCUGUAUCUGUGCAGGAAGAGCAUAGGCAGCCUCCGGAAGCUCUUCAAGUCGGGCCCGCCCCCGGAAGACGUUUUGGCGCUGAACAAGAAGGAGAUAGACUACCUAAACACGUACUACUAA
Molecule: messenger RNA, 807 nt
Organism: Nematocida major
Lineage: Eukaryota; Fungi; Microsporidia
Exons: 1
Coding region: 1-807 (268 amino acids)
Source: RefSeq, a predicted model, not a curated record